Messenger RNA from Sclerotinia borealis F-4128, 1536 nucleotides. Lineage: Eukaryota; Fungi; Ascomycota; Leotiomycetes; Helotiales; Sclerotiniaceae. The record is from the annotation of a GenBank genome assembly.
AUGAUCUCGAAAGUACUUGUCGUUUCUUCCCUUCUAGCAGCAGCCCGCGCACAGCAGGUUGGUACUAAUACCGCGGAGACUCACCCUGCCCUCACGGUCAGUCAAUGUACAGCCAGUGGUUGUACUACUUCUAGCCAGUCUAUUGUCAUCGACGCCAACUGGAGAUGGCUCCAUACGACGACCGGUUACACCAAUUGCUACACAGGCAAUACUUGGGAUACCUCCAUCUGUCCUGAUGGAGUAAAAUGCGCUGCAAACUGUGCUUUGGAUGGUGCGGACUAUUCCGGAACUUACGGCAUCACUACAAGUGGCAAUUCGCUCAAGCUCAACUUCGUGACCAAGGGUGCGAACACCAAUAUUGGCUCGCGCACCUAUCUGAUGGCCGCUGGCUCGACGACGCAGUAUCAAAUGCUUAAGCUUUUGAAUCAAGAAUUCACAUUUGAUGUAGACGUUUCAAACCUUCCCUGCGGUCUUAACGGCGCCUUGUAUUUUUCUGAAAUGGAUGCCGAUGGAGGAUUGUCCCGCUUCCCAACAAACAAGGCCGGUGCCAAAUACGGCACAGGCUACUGUGAUGCCCAAUGCCCACAAGAUAUCAAAUUCAUCAAUGGUGUGGCGAAUUCCGUGGGCUGGACUCCAUCUACCAAUGAUUCUAACGCUGGCGGUGGAAAAUAUGGCUCGUGCUGUACAGAAAUGGAUAUUUGGGAGGCCAACAAGAUUUCUGCCGCCUAUACCCCUCACCCAUGCUCCGUUGACCAACAAACUCGUUGCAGCGGAACAGAUUGUGGCAUUGGAGCAAGAUACUCUUCUAUUUGUGAUGCUGACGGCUGUGACUUCAACUCAUACCGCAUGGGUGACACCUCCUUCUACGGUGCAGGCUUGAAGGUAGACACCAACAAAGUUGUGACCGUGGUAACCCAAUUCAUCACCAACACCGGAACAAGUUCAGGCACUUUGAGCGAAAUUCGACGAUUCUAUGUUCAAAACGGCGUAGUCAUCCCGAACUCUCAAUCUAAGAGUACUGGAGUCACUGGAAAUUCCAUUACCGAUUCUUUCUGUGCUGCACAAAAGACUGCAUUUGGCGACACCAAUGAGUUCGCAAAGAAGGGGGGUCUUGCCGCGAUGAGCAAAGCCUUGGCAAAGGGAAUGGUGCUUGUUAUGUCCAUCUGGGACGAUCAUACCGCCAAUAUGUCGUGGCUCGACGCUCCCUACCCAGCAACUAAGUCUCCAAGUGCCCCCGGUGUCAGUCGAGGAGCGUGCAGUGCCACCUCAGGUUCUCCCCCUGAUGUCGAGGCCAACUCUCCGGGCGCCUCUGUCACGUACUCCAACAUCAAAUGGGGCCCCAUCAACUCUACCUACACUGGAGGUGGUACUGGAACAACCCCAGGUUCUUCGAGCACAGCGCCAGUCUCUUCUCCAACUUCAGGAACUGGCGUUGCCAAGUAUGGCCAGUGCGGAGGUACUGGAUACAGCGGAUCAACCACUUGCAUCUCAAGCACUUGCACCGUCGUGAACUCUUUCUACUCUCAAUGCUUGUAG